AUGAUCAUUCCUAUUCGUUGUUUUUCUUGUGGUAAAGUUGUCGGAGACAAGUGGGAGACCUACUUGGACUUGUUACAAGAUGAAAACAUCACUGAAGGUGAUGCGUUGGAUCAGUUAAAAUUGAAGAGAUACUGUUGCAGAAGAAUGGUGUUGACCCAUGUUGAUUUGAUCGAGAAGUUUUUGCGGUACAAUCCAUUGGAAAAGAAGGACAUCAACUAG
This is a messenger RNA of Yamadazyma tenuis ATCC 10573, 219 nucleotides long. It is a transcript of the gene RPB10, whose product is annotated as DNA-directed RNA polymerase core subunit. Gene Ontology annotation, cellular component: RNA polymerase III complex; RNA polymerase II, core complex; RNA polymerase I complex. NCBI's taxonomy places the organism in Eukaryota, Fungi, Ascomycota, Pichiomycetes, Serinales, Debaryomycetaceae. The record is from RefSeq and is a predicted model, not a curated record. Gene Ontology annotation, molecular function: zinc ion binding; DNA binding. Gene Ontology annotation, biological process: transcription by RNA polymerase I; transcription by RNA polymerase II; tRNA transcription by RNA polymerase III.